AUGACAUAUACACCUGCUUUCCAAUUAUUGCAAGAAGAUCUGCUUCGUACCUAUGUGCAAGUUUUACACGAUACUGUACCUCAGUUUAUCGGAGAAAAUAAUACACAGCAGUUGCGGAAGUUGAUCCUUGAGUCAAUAUUACGCAUGAAUUGUAAUGAUAUCAUUAAACAGUAUACUAGGGCAAUUUUGGCACAACUAACGAAAGUCAUACAGAAUGAAAAUGAGGAAAAUGCUGUUCUUGCCAUUCGAAUAGUUAUUGAACAUCAGAGGACAUUCAGGAUGGGCUGUACGCAAGAGAUCGUAGAGAUUGUCGAAUUCAUUAAAGCAGUAUAUCGUGAAAUGCCUCAACAUAUCUCAAGUGGACAUAUGUUUGAGCAAAAGAACUUGCGACAUUGUGGAAUAGAAGAUAGUGUUAUUGAAUCUUCACUUCAAAAUUGUUAUAUGCCAACAAUCGUGUACCUUCCCGAAAGUUCAGGAGAUGGCGCUCCAAGAGACAGUGGUUACUCGUUGAUUCCUCGUGCUUCACAGAGUGUGAAAGUCUUGUCGGAAUUACCCAUGUUUAGUGUUGUCAUGUGUCAAUUUCACCGGCAUCAUAUGCUAAAUGAGCUAGCUGAGAUUAUCUCAUUGAUGGUGCAGUACUGUUCUCUUUCAAUACCAGAUGAUCAGCAAAGUAAUAUUUCAUUUAGCUCAGUUUUGGCUGAUGAAUUUUAUUUUUCUCAAAUGCGAGUAUUGAUAUUUUUGGGUUUUAUCGCCGCUCGAACUGUUGUGUUCAACGUUGGUGAAGUAAUAAGUAGCAAAGGGACGCAAAUAGUUCAAGCAAUAAUAAAGAUGUUGAAUCACUGUCCUCACGAAAAUUAUGCUAUGAGGCGUGAAUUGUUGGGCCACCUAAAGAGUAUAUUUGUCUCAGAUUUACAAACUAAAUUCAUUCCCUUUAUUCCGAAACUAUUCGAUGAAACACUUAUGUUGGGAUCUGGUUAUAGUUCUGUGGAUUUCUUAAGGCAAACUAUGUAUUCAAUGCUAGCAGAUCUUGUACAUCAUGUUCGUGGGCGGCUGUCUUAUAAUGUUUUGUGUUGCACAGUGCAUGCAUUCACAAAGAGCAUGUUUGAUUCCGCAUUACAACCCACAGUGCAGUCAAUGUGCAUUAAAGUUAUGAUGAAUCUCAUUGAGUCAUUUGUCAUUUUGGAGAAAAAUCAUGUUGACCAACCAUGUCGUGAUAUACUUUUUUGUCUGUUGGAAAAUUAUGUGCGGAAGCUGAAAUGGUUAGCUCAGUAUCAGUUACCCAUAAUACUGAAAAAAAAUGCCAGUAACAUCGUGAAUACAGCUUUUCUUCAUACAGAUAAAUUUAUCAGUGAGACUUAUAAUAUUUCCGUAAUAUUUAGCGUUUCUCGAGCAUCGUCUGUCGAAUUUCUUUGUGCAAGCCAAAAUGAUGAAGCAGAUAAACUAAUCAGUUCUGUGAAAGCGGUUGUAGAGGACCCAACAUCACCACUUUCAUCGGAAAAUGAUUUUGACUUGCUUACGUGGCAGGAUAAAAAUGUAAAAAGCUUGGCAUGUUCUCUUCCACCUCCAACGAAGAUAGGAAAGACAUCGGUACCGGAAGAGAUUUUGAGCCAGUACUGGGUUGCAGGUAUAUUUCCGUAUCAACUGCAUGAAUGUAAGAACAUGAUUCGAGUGCUUAUGCAAGCAUGUAAACAUGCUGUUCAUGCUCUGAAAGAUACUCAUAUCACAAAUUAUGCUAUAUCUCCCGAUCAUGAAAUAAAAAUAAUUGAUCAGCUUUUCCAAUACGGUUUGCAAUGUCUUGAUAUAUAUGUGAUUUGUCAAGUACCAAAUCAAAUUUCAUCGGCUCAUCAAAGGCUUUCAAGUGGUUUACGCUCUAAAGAAGAAAAAGAAGUUUUGGAACUAUUUGCAUCUAUUUUCACCUUAGUAAAUCCAUCAGUUUUCAAAAAAAUUAUAUCAAAACGAAUUAAUUAUUUCAUCGAGAGAUUGACUUCAAAUUAUGCUCUGCAAGUUAUAUGCAGUUCUCUUCUGGUAAAUACUGUCACGUCAGCGAAUUUUGGUGACAAACUAAUACAAUUUUUGAUGAAAAGAUUACCAGACCUAGCUGAUUGUACUGAAAAGUCAUUUCUUUGGUUGAAACUUUUCAAAAUUGUAUUUUCAUCAGUCGGUUCUAAGCCUGCGGCGUGUGCAGAAAAUGAACGAAUGCUUCGGCCAUAUCUUCAUAAACUUGUUCUACGAGCAAUCAAAUUGGCACUUCGCGCUCGAGAUCCCAUCAAUUAUUUUCUUCUUCUUAGAGCGCUUUUUCGGUCAAUUGGAGGUGGAAGCUAUGAUCUUUUGUACCAAACAUUUCUACCACUGUUACCAACUCUUCUUCAUCAACUAAACCGUCUUCAGUCUAACACUCAUCGGGCUCAGAUGCGUGAACUGUAUAUUGAAUUAUGCUUGACUGUUCCUGUAAGGUUGUCAUCUCUGCUACCUUAUCUACCUUUGUUGAUGGACCCGUUAGUAUGCGCACUGAAUGGCACCUGUAACCUGAUUCAACAGGGUUUACGGACUUUAGAAUUGUGCGUGGACAAUUUACAACCAGAUUAUCUCUACAGUCAUAUGGUACCUGUUCAAGCUGAAUUGAUACGUGGUUUAUGGCAGUGUAUGUCAGGUCAGGAUAAAGUUGCAGCAGAAAUUGCAUUCAGAAUUUUGGGCAAGUUUGGAGCAGCGAAUCGGAAAGUUUUGAUUGACCCACAAAAUCUUGCGUAUAGAGAUAACUGUGAGGCAGCAUCACCAGCGUUUAAAUUGGUGUAUCAGCGUUCUGCAUCGGCGUAUGUUGCAUAUAAUCAGCCAUCAGUCGAUGGAGCUCAGACUACUAUCGAUUAUCCUUUGUUUUUCUGUGAGUUGAAUAUUUCGGAAGUAGUGAAAGAAGCGCUGAAGCAUUUGCGUUCACCAUUCUUGGUGGAUGCAUCCUUUGUUAUGGCAACGGCACAAUCUGUGCCAGGUGGAUUACGAGUUUCUUCUUUAGCCUUACGACGACAUUCAUUUCGAAUAAUUAAAGGAGUUAUUUUAAGUGGUCUGGCACCUACUAAACGUGGAUUGUUGAAGAACCCUCAUUUCAAAAAACAGUUUACAAACAAAAUUCUGAGUUUGCGAACAAAGAAAGAAAACAGUUUCAUGACAUCUUUUUGUUGUGAUGACCGGUCUUCCCGUUGUUUUUAUCGAGAUGCGUUACUUGGGUUGUUUUAUGCGACGGCAGCUAUAAUACAAGACGCCACCAGUAAUGUCAUGGAUUUUUUUUCAAUGGUUAUAAGGCACUUAACGAUUCAAAUUGUUUUUGAACAAUAUCAAGAGAAAGCAAGUGAUGAUCUUGAUACGAAUUCAAGAUUUAUAGAAUACACGGUUCUUAUUGAUACUGUGCUGCUUGCAUUAGCUGAUCCCUGCAAAGAAGUGUGUCAGACAAGUCUUAUAGCACUAAAAUUUAUUUUUGAAACAACAGUAGCUUUGCUCGGCAGCAUAGAUAAGGCAGCUAAUUCAAGGCUAUUUCAACAAAUAUUAGAACGAUUAACAAAUCUUUGCUAUAAUGAACCAUGGUCUAUUCGGCUUGGUGGAUGCUUGGGUAUCAAAUAUAUUUUGAUGAACUUUCCUCCAGCUUUCAUAAUUCGCAAUAUCGAUGUUAUACUUUGCGCUUUAUUUGAAGUUAUAAUGGGACUUUUGGAGGAUGUUUCGAGUUCCGCAGUUGAUGUUGCAAUUGCUACAUCUCACUUGCUAUUGAAAGUUUGUUUUAAGCAUUCAGCAAUUUGUAAAAGCAGGAAGAAAGCCGUUGAGUGUGUAGUUGAGCGAAUUAUUGAGAAUCUUCAGAGCCCUUCCGAAGUUCUUAGUCGCGAGUGUCACAAAUUGCUUACGACAUUGGGAAACUAUACUGGAUUUACUCUCUGUGAACUGGUUACUUUACAUCAAAGUUUACUUAAAAAAUUCAUUGAUAAUGGCAUGGCAGAUUUCAAAAGAAUGUCUCUUGAUCAUCAGAUUGCUUUCGAGGAAUCUAUUACUUUUAUUUUCUCCAUGCAACCAGUACCACUGAAAUUUGUCUUUCACAAAUUUCCCGAAAACAACUUCAUUUCUUAUAUUUUGUCUAUUUGCAAUGCUACUGAAAAAGAAAUAAGGAAUUGGCCAAACUAUAAGCCAUCGACACGUUUUCUUGCAAUCAUUCAUCGUUCAGAAUUUACCUCACGUAUCACUGAUUUGCGGCUUUCUUCUAUAAAAGCAUUAAUAGCUUGCUGUAUUGCAUCGUGUGAAGACGUAAAAGAAUCCUUAGAAAAUGAUGCUUUGGUGCCAUACCACAAACAAAUAUUGGAAACGCUUCUGAAAUGUCUUGCAGAAAAAAACUAUAAAAUUCAGUAUACAGCAUUCAUCGCGUUAAAAGAGGCAUUAAUGUUACCACGAUUGCGAUCUCAGUUAAAGCGAUUAGAUUUGGAGUCUACGAUGAGUGUUUUAUCUCAUUCAGAAUGCCAUUCACAAAAACAUCGAGCGUUGCAUCUUCUUUAUUUUAUUAGACUAUUUCCGGAUAUUUUCCCACAGACAUUUUGUAACAAGUUACUAGUCACUUUUCAUCAAUUUCCGGAUUCCAACCGGAAUAUUAUUUUGAAGACUGAUGUUGAAAUAGGGCAAAUAUUAUUGGAGGUGUUAGCAGAAUUCUCUUCUGCUGAUGCUCGUUUCGUACCAUUCAUAAUAUCUCAUGUAUGUAGAUGGGAAGCAGUCAUAUCUUUUGAGACAAGUACAAGUUGGCGACAUCCAUUAAUUAAGUAUUUAAUUCGAUUCCCUUCCGAAACUCUUCAUUUCUUUGUCUCGAGAAUUAAUAUUUGUAAGGAAGAACAUCGGGAACUUUUCAAGCAUGUAGUGAAACAUGAGAAAGCUACAGCGCUUCGAGCUAAACUUAUGAAAAAUAGCAGUUACAUUCUUCACAUAUUACAUGGAGAAGCAUUGAGUGAGAACAAAAGUUGGAUGAAAUGUAAUGUAUCAAUUUAUCAAAUGGAAAUGUUAGCUAUGAAAUUAACCAUUAGUAUUGGAAAACAUCAUUAUAACUGGGCUGAAAAAGGUAUUGGUGAUAUUGUUAUAGCUAUACAAGCAUUAUGGAAUGAUAGAAGUUUUCGAACUCGAUAUUCUUCCAAGGAUUAUUUGGAAGGAUCGCGUUAUGAUGUUCCCAAAUUAGCUGCGCUGAUCAUGUUGCGUUAUUUCAAAGCGAACAUUGAUCGAAUCGAUAUUAUUUUCGACCUUUGCUAUGUAUUUUCAAGUCACUAUGUUGGUGAUUUCACAUUUCUCAGAUUAUUCAUUGAAAAAGAAAUUGUACCGAAGUAUCCUAUUGAAUGGCGACAAAAUGCGUUAAAACUCGUUGUUGAAAAGUUCGAGAAAGAUCCAGCGACUGCACGUGACCCAAAUGUUGUUAAAAUGUUGCAAUAUAUCGUAAUCCCUUCAUUACAUUAUGCGUUUGAGCGUUACGACGCUGAUAUGGUAGUUGGUACACCGGCGAGGCCAGAUGAUGUAGAUGAUAACAAUUUGAUUUCAUUAAUCUGCCAGAAAGUUCUCGAUCGAAAUAGAUUUCACAUGAGCGAUGCAAUGCUUAUUCAGUUGUUUCAUUUGGGAUGCUUAUUUGUUAGCAACUGUCCAACUCACAUACACGAUUUUUCACAAAAAGACUGCAGGAAGCAAGGUAAUCGUCUACGUAUUUUAAUGCUUUUGGGUUGGCCAUGUUUGUCGUCAACAUCACAAGACCAAACAAUGAAAUAUAUGGGUCAUUUGCUGAUUGCUAAUAUCAUCAAUCAAUUUAAUAUUAAUCGAAAGAUAGUUUUACAGGUAUUUCUUAGUCUACUCAAUGCAACCGUUAUUGACCCAAAAGAAAUCAUAAAACGAUCACUUGAUAUAUUGACUCCUUCUGUGCCAUUACGUAUGGAUGAUGGUCAUAAGCAGUUGCUGUCCAUUGUCAAGAAAACACUAGUAGAAGAUGGUCAUAAUGUUGCUCAAGUUUAUCACUGUUUGUCAAUGAUAGUUCGUCAUUACAAGAUUUACUACGAUGUACGUCAUCAAAUGCUUCAAGUGAUAUUAAAUGGAGUUCAGCGUUUGUUGAUGGGGCAGUGUACUAUAGAACAUCGAAGAGUUGUUAUUGAUGUGUGUGAAAUGAUUAUUAAAUGGGAACAAUGGCGGCUGAAACAGAUCGAGGAUUUGGAAAGGAGGUCGGAAGCUAGUAAGCAGUCUCUAUCUGAAGCAAAUUUAGCAAAAUGUUCUUCAUCGCAGCAACAGUCCUCAUCAUCCCUUGUGAAGAACAUGGAUGCAGAAAAUAUACAUCGUCCAAUCGACCAGUCACAUGUGGAUCAUGUUGUAAAUAUGCUUCUCAAAUUGUCGUCGUCUUCUGAUUAUUGUACGCCCAGUCCAAAUCAGCAUGUUCUAGCUGUGGAGCAACUCGGUAAACGAUGUUAUAGUCUGCUGCGAGCUUGUCUGAAAAGUAACCUUUGGGGACUUACUGUGAACUUCAAAUUUGCUUGGGUUGAGAAACAAAUGACAGUGGCAGCAGAAGCAGUAACUCAGCAAUUUCGAGAACAAAAUGCAGUAGCCCAUCAUCUUUCGGUGUUACAGUCAUCACUUGAUGUAAUUGCGCAUCUUGUUUCAAUUUUGCCGCCGGAAGUCAUUGUCCCGAAUGUGAAAAUGUUGCAGCGUGGAAUAAUUGCCUGCUUAAAUUGUCAGGAUAACACAGUAAUGAGGAGUUUCUGCCAAUUAAUUGGUAAAUUGUUUGAAAGAACAAAGUGUUCACCCGAAGGAUUGCUGGAUUUGGAAACUAUUAAUCAGUAUAUCACAAGAUUCAUCAAUGACACUUUCAACAACUAUGAUAAAAAUCAGGGUCAACCAAUGGCCGGCGUAUUUACAGCAAUCCACUUGUUACGCACUAUUUGUUUUAUUCAACCAGCGUAUAUCGAUAAAACGUGUUUGAGUCCAUUCAUUAAAACAGUUCAAAAACUUGUGCGUGAACAUAUCAUUUCAUGCACUGAAAAUAAAGGACAUGCUGUGACAGAGUUGAUAAUUUUCUCACUGGAGCUUCUUCGGCCGCGCAUACAUGCAUUAUCGCCCGACACUCGACGUAAUAUUGGACAAUGUAUUUUAGCACCGCUGAUUGAUAAAACUCUUUUCGAUCGUGUUAUUGAUAUUGUAAUUCGUAUUGUUGACAUUAUGGUCCGUAAUGGAGAUGAGAAUCAACUCAAUCAAGGUGUACCUCUAUUAAUAAGAUUGGUGGAGACAAUGGAGUUGCAUAAGCGUCAUGAGAAAUCAGGAGAUUUAUUGAAGACAUUGCUUGAAACAGAUGAAUCAUUACGCUCCAAAUUCUUCAAAUUGUUUGAUAGACAGUUUCCGGACAAUGUUUGCGACCGCUUAUAUUGUAUCUUAACAUCACAGAAUUGGGCAUAUAUGCAACAAACUUUUUGGAUCAAACACUGCAUUGCCCUUUUGCUCUCCUUGAUAAGGAAUAAACAUGAACACAAAAUGUCUUCUAAAAUCCAACAGACUGUCUUAGUAAAUUGCUUUACUCUUUGGCAUACAUUUGAAAAAACGCUCGAUCUUGAAGUUUUCCGUCGCGACCAUGGCGGAGAACAUGAUGGAAAUAAUGACGCUGUGUUCUCGUCCCAAAAUGUAACGGAAAGCAAGCGAGAAGAUUUCUCUGAACAUUCUGGGGCUCAGACGUUAUCAGAAGUAAACAUACCAGUUUGUAGUUCUGUAACUGCACAUGAUCUUCAAAUUGCUUUAAUUGUUGAACAAGAAGUUCAGUUGUUGGAAAUGGCUGGAAAAUUUCAAGCUAUGGAAAUUCUUCCAAGUUAUGAAGAACUUAUUCAUAAUAGUACUGAACUUGCAUCAAAAAUUUGGAUACAGUUGUUUCCAUCGUUGUGGUCGAAUAUGAGUGAUUUUGAGCGUACCAGUCUUGAGGCUGAAAUAAUGCCAUUCCUCACAUCUGGAUCUCAUCUUACACAAGUUGAUCUACCACAUUCCGCAUUGGCUGUCUUCUUGGAAGCUAUUUAUCAUUGUCAACCGCGUAUCUUUGUUCAUCCGAAUGUGUUGUUGUAUAUAUUAAUAAGACAUUGUGCAUGGCAUCGUGGGUUAUUGAUGCUUGAAGAAGAUGCUUCGGAUAUUUCGCCAUUCGCCAACAAUGAGGCAUUACGACAAUUUUCAAGGGUAGAUCGAACAAAUACGCAGUUGGUAACGCUGAACAACUUGAUCAUAUGCUAUUCUGUAUUAUCUGAGUUUGAUCAAUAUUAUGCAGUUUGGAAAAAGCGUGCUUAUUUCAAUGAUACUUCGAAAGCUAUUGAAUAUUACAAUAAAGGCGAUUUUGUAAAAGCAGAAGAGAUUUUAAGAAAUUCGAUUGAUGCGUUCAGUAAUCGUAGCAGUCCUGGUAUCAUCAAUCGACAAGUUCAUGUUACUCCUGCACUUAGUUUUGAACUGCGAGAGUGGCAAAAACUGUGGAUUGAGUGCGAACGUGAGUUAGGAGAGUGGGACGCUUUGUUGCUUUUUGGUAAUGCUCCAGUCAUUCGUGAGUUUAAUACAGUAGCAGAUGUCGCGUGGCAUCUUGGAGAGUGGGAUUUACUGCGGUCGACUCUCACUGAGUUUGAAGGGUGUACACGGCCAGAUUUGUACUAUAAAUAUAAUCUUUACAAAGCUAUGCUCAUGAAUAUUUGCUUGUUUGAGAAUAAUGAAGCUGAACAAGAUGAUCUCACUACGAAAACUGCUCGUGACCAAAUAACCAAAGAACUGGAAGAAGCUAGAGAUAUUCUGGUGGCACAGUGGAAACGACUUCCAGAUAUUGUUUCUCUUAGCCAUGUCAACAUACUUCAGGCAUCAAAUAUAAUUCAGGAAGUACACGAGGCGAGUGUACUUGCUAAUCAAUCAGAAAUUAGUGGUCAGACGUCACUAUCAUCAAAUCCUGUUCUUGAAACGAAGAUAGUGCUAAAAAAUUGGAAGAGUCGUUCUUAUUCUCUAUCAGAUCCUGUAUCAUUUUUUGGUGAUAUUUAUCAUUGGCGUAUUCAUCACUUAAGCAAUUUUUUCAACCUGCUGAAAAGUGUCGAUGAUCAUAAACUGGUUUCACCGCAGCAAAAAUUACUUCCUGUGUAUUCAGCAGCGCAGUCGGAGCUUAUGAUGGCUCGUGCAGCUCGUAAGGCUGGAUUAUUAGAUCUUGCAUUUAACAAACUCUACAGGAUGCACACGUUACCAGUGUUGCCAGCUGUAGAUGCCUAUCAAUCAGUAAAAGAACUCAUGAAGUGCUUGAUCCAACGAGCGUCUUUGCCUUUCGUAACGAAAAAAGAGAAACAUGAUAUAUUAACAGAUGCAUUUGUUUUGUUACAAGAAACAUCUGUUCGGUCUUUUACGAGAGAGAAUUUAGCCAGUUUCUAUGCUCUCCGAGGAAGAAUUUUAGCAGAAUUAGAAAAGUAUAGAGAUGCAAAUCGUUCAUUUCAAAUUGCUGGUUCACUACAAGAAAGUGUUGGCAGUGGAUAUUCCGUCUGGUUUCACUGGGCUCAAUAUCUUGAAAACCAGUUAGAUAAUGAAAACACUGAAGAAGCUGCGUUAAGUACUGGUAUGGGAGCACUGAGUGGUUUAUUGGAGGGUGUCAAAGUAGAAAGUGAACAUAAAGCAAGGAAAUAUUGUGCACGACUGCUGUGGCUUAUGAAAAAACUAUGUGGAUACGGAAAAAAAGUAGAAGGAAAAAUGGAUGAAUUGAUAGAAAAGUAUGGAAAGUCUAUACCGUCAAACAACUGGCUUCCAUGGCUGCCACAGUUGAUCGACGAGCUAAAGAUAAGGCCUUCGACUGCAGUUGCUCAUAUCAUCGAAUCUGUUGGAGAAUCCAAUGAGCAACAAGUUUUCUAUGCUCUUGCUGCUACAAUGCCACUUGAUUUUAUUAGCAAUAGCAUUUCCAUUGCCACGCAGCCUUCGGAGAAUUCGGAAAAUGAACCUGUCUCGUCACAAGAGUUGUUGCGUGAUAUAAUGAAAAAAUUAUUUCAACAUCGACCUGCUGAAAUAUCAUCGCUUUGCCGUCUGUUUAAUGAACUAAACAAUGUGAAAGAACAUUGGUUGGAACACACCCUGCGUAUGAUGGACCUUUUAAAGGAGCGAUUGUUGAAAUUUGCAUAUGCCAAUACUAGUUCUAUAUCAUCUGCCAUAAUUCCUACUGAUUUGUGCACAGACAUUAAUAAUUGGCGAUGUUCCUUAAAAAAUUUCGAUGGUUUUGACGAUGUCACUGAAGAUAUUAAAGAGUGUGCACGAAAAAUGGAAUCUGAUUUCGAUAUUCACAAAGCAAGAAACAGCAGAUUAUUAUCAUUAAUAAGUACUAUUGUAAAGUGGACAGAACUACUGGUUCAGAAAUUUGAUGGAUUACAAAGCAAGAAAUUAAUGCGAAACAUGAGUCCAAUUCUUGCUUCUUAUUCUUGUAGAAUUGCCAAUAUGGAGAUUUUUAGCGGGCAUUUUACGGAAAAGAGUAGGGCAUUUUCUACAGUUAUCUACCGUUUUAUGCCUUAUUACUUUGUUGUUCGUCAAGGUAACGUAGUUUCUCGCCGUAUUUCAUUUCGUGCUCUCAGUGGAAGGGUGUAUUAUUAUUAUUUAAAUAAGUGCUACGAUACCAACCGCACCGCUUCAUUAUUGCAUCAGCUUUUUGCUUUAAUCAAUCAUUUUCUUACGAAGGAAAAGGAAACAUGUCGUAGAUUCCUGCAAUUAACAGUACCUCAUUUUGCAUAUAUUGGUAACGUAUCAUUAAUGCAGUGUACCAACAAAAUUAAUUCGUUGUACUCUUUUGAAUAUAUCCUCGAUGCAAUUUUGACAAAAAAUGCCGAAAUUAAUUCCUCAAUCAAAUUAAUUCAAAGAUUUUAUGAUAAUAUCUCAAAAUCGGGUGCUGUGACUGAUCAAAAGAAGCUAAAAGUAUUUCAUCAUAUCAUUUCAAGAGAUAUGUUACCAGUAGAUUCACUAUCUAAAUGGGUCACUCCUCGCUUUGAAAAUCCUACUCACUUAUACAUCUUUAGGAAGCAGGUUGCUUUAAGCAUGUCUUUGCUUUCAAUUUGCGAACAUGUCCUUCAUCUCAGUCCUGCAAGGUUGCACAGUCUUUUCAUAAAUAUGAAUACUGGACAAACAUCGUGUUUAGAUUAUUGUUUUAGGCUGGAAGCUGAAACUAUGAAAUUGAAAGUUGAUCAAAUUGUUCCUUAUCGAAUGUCAUCGAAUUUGCACAAAUUUCUUGCUCUUUCAUUAGAAGGUCAUUACAAUUGCUCAAUGGUUGCUGCAGUUCAGUGUUUUCGCUCGCAAAAUAUCAGUAAUUACAUCCAUCUAUUUCUAUGGAAUACAUUUGCGCGACAAACCAAACUUUCUGUGUCAGAAGCAGUCGCGUCGUCUCAGAGUGCUGUAAAUCAAAUAGAAAACAGGCUAGAUGAUUUCUUCAAAGUUAAAAGCUUGGCGGAAUAUAUUGCUACGCUAACACGCACCGCUUACAAAGAAAAAAAUCUGGCACGCUGUAAUCCGUGCCUGCAUACCUGGUUUUGA
Thelazia callipaeda (thelaziosis nematode) is the source of this 11526-nucleotide messenger RNA. The record is from the annotation of a GenBank genome assembly. NCBI's taxonomy places the organism in Eukaryota, Metazoa, Nematoda, Chromadorea, Rhabditida, Thelaziidae.